GAAGUGGCUAUUCUCUGUCGCGCACCGUCUAUGAGUAAUCUGUUAGAAAAAAUGUUAUUUUUAUUUUGAAAGUACUUCUUGUUGGUUGAAGAACCAUACAAUGAAAAAACUUUUUGGUUCGAAUCAGCAAAAUCCCUUUAUUGGGAAAACCUUUCAAAUCGGGCGAUAUUCUGUAGUUGUUGACGAUGUAAUUGCAGAAGGUGGAUUUGCUGUUGUUUUCCUUGUCAAACUUCCUAAUGGAAGCAGACUUGCUCUCAAGAGAAUGUAUGUCAACAAUGACCGGGAUCUUGCCGUGUGUCAAAAAGAAAUAAAAAUAAUGAAAGAUCUGAGUGGCCACAAAAACACUAUACGUUACAUAGAGUCCAGUAUAACAGUGACGUCUAAUCGUGUUUAUGAAGUACUUAUUUUAAUGCAAUAUUGUAGAGGGUCUGUUAUACAAGUAAUGAAUGAAAAAAUAGAUUCAGGGUUUACAGAAAAAGAAAUACUUAAGAUAUUCUGUGACACUUGUGAAGCUGUUUCGCGUCUACAUCAUUGUCAAACCCCAAUCAUACAUAGGGAUCUUAAGGUUGAAAAUAUACUGCUGGGAGAUGGUGGUAAUUAUGUUUUAUGUGAUUUUGGAAGUGCUACAGGAAGGGUAAUGGAUCCUUCACAACAAAAGGUUACUGCUAUUGAAGAAGAAAUUCAAAAAUAUACCACACUCUCAUACAGAGCUCCAGAAAUGAUAGAUUUAUAUGGUGGAACCCCUAUAACUACAAAAUCAGACAUUUGGGCAUUAGGCUGUCUACUGUAUAAGCUGUGUUUUUUCACCCUUCCAUUUGGUGAGAGCUCCCUUGCCAUACAGAGUGUCAACUAUACAAUUCCAGAUUUGUGUAGAUACUCCACUGCUCUCAUGUCUUUAAUAGCAUAUAUGCUUGAGAAAGAUCCACAAAAAAGACCAGAUAUUUUCCAAGUUUCGUAUGUUGCCUUUCAUUUAGCUGGUAAACAAAAUCCAGUGCCAAAUAUGAAUUCCUCAGCUGUGCCUGAUCUUAGAAGUUUACCAACUCCACUGACAGAAUCAGAGGCUAAACAAAUUAAAUCAACUGCACAGAAAAAUCAGACAAUCGUCACUGUAGAAAGUACGACAGUUGCUCCACGACAAAGGCCUCGGGGUCAGGUUGCGCCAGUGUCAGCUUCCCUUGGACUUCCUAUUCAGACAUCCAUCGCACCUCGACGGCGACCAACUGCCAGCAACCCCAACACUCCAGUUGUGGAUGUUGGCCCCCAGCCAGCCCCUUCACCACAGUACCCUGGCCAGAUGGCAGUGCCAGUGUCCCCCAUGUUUGGUCCUGUUGUCCCCCAGGUAUCCCCCAUGACAAGUUACCCUCAGACCAACAUGAUCACACCCUCUCAGUCUUUCUAUGGUCAUCAACAGCAGUUCAUGCCUCAACAGCACCAGAUGGGCAUGUACCAGAUGUACACCAACUCCAUGCCACAGUUCCCACUACAGGCACCCCUGACACAAAGCAGCAGCUUCAAUCAUGCUCUCAGUGACAGGGGAGGCUCCGGGGAAAGGCUGGUCACCAGUGCUUCAAGCAAUGAAGUCAAGACAGCCCAGUUGAUAAGCCUUGAUGAUGAUGUUAUAGAAGAUAUGUCCAAGUCAGAUCCAGCCUUUAAGACACAAAGUGACACCACAUUUAAACGCCCCUUUUUACCACAGAACAGAACUAUAGCCUCUGAGCCUAAUUCAUCGUGUUCCCUCCUACUUAAUCCACCCGCUGAUAGCAAAGUGAAUCGACAUCGACGGAAUGUAAGUGAUACAUCAUUCUUGACCAUGGGAGGAAAAGGAAGUGCUUUUAGAGCCUAUCAUGGUAAUCAGUUGUCUGCUACAAAUGAGACAAAAUCAAAGUCUGCAACAAACACACCCAUUAAUUCACCACCUCCGCUAGGUUCUCAAAAGUUUACCCGGCCAUUAUCAGCUGACCUUGUGGAAUGGAAUCCUUUUGGUGAUGACAACUUUGGUACAGAGAAUGAUGACAUGAUGUUUGGGGAAGAGUUUGACAAAAUCAGGCGAGGCUCCAACACCAGCAUUUCCAAUGUAAAAAGUCGUGAAGAUCUUGUGAUGUCUGGCUCUGACUCAUCUGAUCCUUUCUGUAAUGCACCAUUCAAAAAAGCUGAUAAAUCCAGGGAGCAGUCGUCCAGUGACAGCUCUGAUGGUGAGAGUGCUCACAAGGUGGCUCACACCGACGCCCUGCUCACAGAUCCUGCUCCAGCAGAGUCACGCGCCAGAGAUUUUCUUGGCACGGGUCAACUUCUGGCAGCUUUAGCUCGAGCUAAGUACUCCCAGCUGAUUGACUCAGAUGAAACUGAAGAACAAGAUGAGGGGAAAACUGAAACUGGUUUCUAUGGUAACGGCUUGAGGGAUGUGAAGCACCUAGUCCACGAUGAUGUUCAACAUGUGGGCCUUGUUGGCGCUGCUGUCAAUAAACUGGAGCCCAGAGCUAGAAAGGAGUCUAGUUCAUCCUAUGCGGAGGAGGAUCACCCUUCAAAGCGAGCUCAGUCUAACGACUUUGGCUAUCAGGAGCUGGAUGAUGAGUUUGGAUCCAGGCCUGUGGACCCUGCGGUGGCCGUCAAGGUGAACAAUGGAGACCAUAGCUCAGCGCAGUACCCCCCCAACUCUGACAGGAUUGUGGGGCAUGAGUACGGGGUGCGGCCCCUGCUGGAUGACGAUGAGCUGCAGGACGCUUACGGUGGUCAGACCCAGUCCUGGUCACACUCUGCAUCUGGGGACAGUACUGGACACUUGUUCUACGCUAACCAACAUGGGAUGACCAACCAGGGCUUGACAGCGUUUUCAGACCAUCCCUCAGUUGGCAGGAACUGUCUUGGACAAAGUGCUGUGGCUUCUGAGCCAGCUGAAGCCAACUUUGACCACGCUGCCAUGACCUCCUCGUCGCUGGUAGUUUCCCCAGAGCUGGAGGCUGGCCUGGAUGUCUUCUCUGCUGCCCCCUUCAAGCCUAAAACCUCCAAGAGAUCCACCCCAGCCUCUGUUCAAGCUUCUGGUACCUCUUCUGUCACUGGCAUGUCUUCAGAUGUCUUUGAAGGUGCUCCAUUCAAACACAAGACAAGCAAGAGCAACAACUCCUCCACAGUGACCAGCCCAGGCAGUUGCCAUUCAGUCACCACGUCUGCUGGUGAGUCGUACAGCUCGUGGAAGGGUGAGCAGCAGUCUGAUGUGUUUGGCAGUGCCCCCUUCAACAGCUCCCUUACCCCAAGCUCCACGGGCCCAUCCUCCAGCACAGUGUCCCCCUCCAUGGAAGACAUCAUGUACAUCAAGACACCAGACGAGGCCCAGCCAGGCAGCCUGGCAAUACUGGGACAAGCUCUGUCACCUCAACAGGUUCCAGCCCUGGUGGUUCAGCAGGGGGCAGCCGUGGCCGCCAGACACUCCACUGGGACCUCUGGCACUAGCUACAACAUUCAUUUCAAAACUGAACUCACUCAAGAAAAUAAUGUACAAGCCAGGCCUGCUGUGGAGGUGGCCAUACCUGAAGACCCCUUUGGAGCGGUGCCGCUGAACAAAGCAAUGAAACGUUCCAUAAAGAAGGUUAGCACCACCAACCAGCUGACCAACUCAUCCAUUCCAGCUGCCAUGUUCUCACCUCCCAAUGACAGGAAACAUGGCAGUACAUCCCUCCCCAGUGUUGGCACACAACAGGCCAGCAACCAGAGCCUGCCCACACUACAAGACUCCCUGCCAGAGCCUGGACACGCCCCUUUCUUCCCAGCUGCGGGUGUCCCCACCAGGCCCGCCCUGCCUGUACAGGUGACACUGCCCUUCUCCCAGUACCAGAACAAGCAGGUGUUGCCCUCCACACAAAGUCCAGCCUUAUUUUCUCCUCCUCCAGCCAAACCCCGGCCCUAUGUGGCUCCACACAUCCCCCUGCAGGGCAUCCAAGAGCAACAACAGCCUGCGCUGUACAAGCCAGUCAGUAAACAGCCAGUUGGACAGCCCCUAGUCAGACCAUCCAUCCAGCGCCCUGCAGACCUCCCGAUGGUGUCCAACCCCUCCCCACCCCAACCCUCCACAGCCAGGGACCUGGGUGGCCAGGAAGACGUGGUGUGGGACACUGUUGGGGACUACGAUGAUGAGAGUAAAUACCAGAGGUUAAAGGGCAGGCCUGGUGUUAACGUCCGGGUCAGCAGGGAUCUCAGCACCUCAGCUUUUGCUAACAUGAGUUUUAACGACGAGGAUGAAUUUUCAUCGCGUGAGUCACCACUGGCCCAGUCAUCCUCACACAGGGGCCAGCCAUCCCCUGCUGGUGGGGAGGUGGGCAGGGCCAUGGUGCCGGCCACUGGCUAUGACACAGGGACGUGGCCACGCAAACACAAACGGCAUGCUGAGCCUUUCUCUGUAAAGAAGUAAAACAAUAGAAACUUUAGUGUUUGAGAAAUUCCGGAUAAAAAAUUGAGGCAGGAUCGUGACUUGUGCAUGGUUGAACCUGACCAUCCAUGUUGGGUGUGGGUGAUAAGCUCUAGUUGAUGUAUAUUUUGGCUGAGUCGGCUGUACUUUCUCUGACAUGUUAGUUGCUAUAGCAACCCUUCUUUGUUGUCAUGUUAUUGAAGCUUCUAUUGUAAAUUUGUAGACUGCAAGACAUCAAGUUUUUAAAUGUAAUCUUAUUAAGUUGUAGAACAUGAAUUUAUACUCAAUGUAAUAUGUUAGGUAGAGAAUUAAUUUCUAGAACUGUUAACAUAGCAUUGACUCACUGAUGGGCUGUUGUGAAUAUGUAAUUGUUGAUACUGCUAUAUGUUUUCUCUCUAAUACAGUUCAAAUGUUUUUAUA
This is a messenger RNA of Physella acuta, 4819 nucleotides long. RefSeq names its product BMP-2-inducible protein kinase. Gene Ontology annotation, molecular function: protein kinase activity; ATP binding. Gene Ontology annotation, biological process: protein phosphorylation. The record is from RefSeq and is a predicted model, not a curated record. Lineage: Eukaryota; Metazoa; Mollusca; Gastropoda; Physidae.